AUGGCUGCAGCAGCGAGAGCUUCCCGUGAGACGGGGCUGAUGAUGGAUGAAUACCCUUCAGAAGUGGUGGUGAAGCAGCUGCGCUGUGUGCAGGCCGCCAGGCUGUUCUCUGCGGAUGCGUUCCUUGACGGCCUCUCCUCGUCCCUGGGGCAGCGGCCCGACGCCCGGCUCGCCCAGCUGUCGGCCGCGGCCGCCCUGCAUGCCGCCAGCGCCGCGCCCGCGCCGCGCCUGCUGCUCGCAGCCUGCGGCGGCACAGCGUCCGCGGCGGCGGCGGCGCUGCAGUGGGCGGCGGGCGCCGGCGGCGUCGAAGCGGAGGCGCAUUUCCAGCUGCUAUUCUCUGAGCUGCUGCGGGCGACCGCCCCUGCGGGCGACGCCGGGGUGGCAGAAAGCACCACGGGGUGGCGGCAGCAGCAGCAGCAGCAGCAGCAGCCGGGGUUCAGGCGCGACACCAGCAGCGACGGCGGAGGCGGCCCGGGUGUCGCAGGGGCGCACGAAAUCCUGUCCCUGCUCGCAGCCGCCAGCGACGCCGACGAGGUGCUGCACGCCCGCAUGUUUGCAGCGGUCUGCUCCCGGCUCUUCCCUCUUGACGAGGCCCUCGCACAUCGCUGGGUGCUACGAGAGGUCACCCGGCUUUUAGCGCCGGACGACGACGGCCCAAGCGGCCCCGCCGGCGCCGCAGCCCCCUCCCAUAGGGACGCCCCCUGGGUCCUCCCUGGGCUGUCACGCGGCGGCGCCACGGCCGGCCAGCCGCGCGCGACGGGGCCGUGGCGGGGCGAGGAGUGGUGGGGCGGCGUGCUACGGAAUGUGCUGAGGCGGGACCUGCAAAAAGUGAUCGAGCCCGACGAGCUGAUGGCGGCGCUUUCCGCGCGGCUUCCGCUCGCGGGCGCGAGCCUCGCCGGGCAGCGGGCCGCGGCGGGGCUGGCGGGGGCGCUGCUGAGGCGCAGCGGGCCCGCGGCGCGCAGCACGAUAGAGCGGAUUUGCGGCUGCCUGGAGGCCGCGCUGGCGGAAGACGACCAGUCGGCCCUCCACUCGACCAUGCUGGUCGCGCGGCGCGUGCUCUGCCCAAGCGACUAUCGGGAUCUCAUACACGCCGCCGCCUGCCGAGCCCGCGGCCGUGCCUCUUCCGCCGCCCCAGCCGCCGCCACAGGCCCCGCGGCGCCGCCGCCGCUUGAGGCGUCGACACGGGUAUUUACGCGGCUGGCUGCUGCAAUGCGUGCGCUCUGCCCGAGCGCGCCGCGGUGGGAGCUGGAGGUUUACAAGGGCCUGGCUGGCGGCCUGCCCAGGGAGUGGGGUGCGGCGGAGGCGGUGCGGGCGCAGCAGGGCGACACGCAGGACAUCAUCCAGACCUGCAUCAAGGAUCGGGACGCGGCGGCGGCGGAGGGCCACGGCAGGCGAGCGCUCACAAUGUUGCUGGCGCAGCUGGACCCCGGGGCGCGCAGGCAGGUGGAGGCCGCGUUGGCGCACCACCUGGCGGAGUUUCAAAAGGCUGGAUGCAGCAAGCUUUCGGAUAAGCAGGCGCGCGCUGAGGGGGCGUUCACGCUCACCUUCAACCGCGGCGAAUUUGAGCGCGUCACGCUCCCGCUGCUGACGGCGCUCCCUGACAGCCCUCAGAGCGCGCAGCUGCGCUACAGCUUCCUGCAGGCAAGCGCGUACGUGCGUGCGCUCGCGUCCCACGCCAGGACGCGCGAGCUGACGCGCGAUGCGCCGGCGCGCUUCAAGGCAACGUGUGACGCCGUGGGCUUUGAUUUGGAGGGGCCGGCCGGCGCGACAGGCCCGGUUGGACAGCAGCCGGGCAGGGUGCGGGCGUGGGCAGAGGCGGGGGACAGUCCCGCGGCGCGGCUGCACCAGCUUCUAGAUAGGCUGCCGCUGCUGGCGAUCGGCGCCGCGGGGGCCGACGGCGCGUUUGACCGGCUGGUUGAGAGGAUCGAGGGCCAGCUGAGGGACGUGGCGCGGCGCUCCCAGCAACAGCAGCAGCAGCAGCAGCAGCAGCAGCAGCAGCAGCAGCAGCAGCGACAGCAGCAGCAGCAGCAGCGGCCCCCGCUGCACCCUGGCGGCGGCAACAUGCCUCCUCCAGCCCCCGGCCCUCACGACGCCAAGCGACAGCGGACGGACGGAGGGGCCCACAGGAGCGGCGGCGGCGGCGGUGGGGGCACCGCCGGCUUGCAAAGCAGUGGCGAGUCGCCGAGCCUGCAGGACUUGGCAGAGGUUGUCAUCCAGAAGUUCGCUGACACAUGCCAGCGCUGCAACGCGCUGCCAACCGCGGCAGGCGGCGGCAGCAACCCCAGCGGCGGCGGCGGCGGCGGCGGCCCCGCCCCGGCGGCGCCAGCUGCCGGCGGCGCGGUCGCGGGCGCGGACGCGGCGGCGCCUUGGCGCACGCGGGUCGUUGGGAUGCUGCAGCGGGUGCCUGAGUUGCAUGAGUCACUGCUGCAGGCCCUGAUAGCCAGGGCUGAGGGCGCCGGCACUGGCGGGGUGCAGGCAGCAGGUGUUCAUGCAGCUGUUGAGGCUUCAGAGGCGGCAGCGGGGUUGUUGGCCUGCAUGUGCUCUUGCCACGCCGCGUCGGAGCGCGUCGUGCCGCCGUCGGGCGGCGCGGCGCACGCAUGCGAGGUGCAGUCGGUCGAGGCCGUCGCGUCAUGCUUCUGGUGGCGGCGCGCCGCCUCGGGGGCGGCGCCUGGCGGCGCCCGUGCGGCUCCCCUGUAUGGGGCUGGCAGCCCGCCCGAGGCCGGCGCCUCGGAGCUGCCGCCUGGCUUCUGGCCGGAUGGCAUGCCGAGACAGCAGCCCGCGGCGGCGCCGGGCCGCUCGUCGCAUGGCCCCGAAACUAGUGGGCGCAGCUGCGGCGGCGGCAGCGCCGGCGCCGUGCCAGGCACCAGCCUCGCGUGUGAUGUGAUGCGGCGCUGCCGGCUGGGGGACGCGCGGCAGCUCUGCGGCGCGGCGGCGUUUUGGUGUGCCUACGCGCGGCAUGCAGAGGAGGCCGGCUGGUGGUGCUCCGCUGGCCCAGACGGCGCGCUUGGGGAGCUGGUUCCAUCGGUGCAGCCGCCGCCGCGCGGCGCACCUGCCUCGGGCGCCGCGCCGGCGCCCCGCCGCGCCGCGCGCGCGGCGUUCGUGCCUCCCGAGCUUCCAGGCCUGCUAGCCUGGCUGGGGGCGCGGCUGGGCGCGUGGCGGUGCGGCGGCCCCGAGGAGGAGGCGGCAGUGAGGGAGGCUCGACAGGCCUGCCGCGCCGCACUUGCCGGCCCCAUCUGUGAGCAGCUGCGCGCCACGCGGCAGCGGCAACCAGGCGCCGUGCAGUAUGCGUCCGAGGCAGCACUUUGGGAGGCGAAAGCCCUGGGGGAUGGGCUGGCCGUGCCGGCUUUGGCGGUUGCGGACGCUGCGGCGGCGGUUGUGCGGGCUCUCGGCCACGCUGGGGCAGACGAGUAA
This is a messenger RNA of Monoraphidium neglectum, 3411 nucleotides long. RefSeq lists its product as hypothetical. NCBI's taxonomy places the organism in Eukaryota, Viridiplantae, Chlorophyta, Chlorophyceae, Sphaeropleales, Selenastraceae. Bases 1 to 3411 code for a protein of 1136 amino acids. Gene Ontology annotation, cellular component: nucleus. The transcript has 10 exons. The record is from RefSeq and is a predicted model, not a curated record.